This is a messenger RNA of Papaver somniferum (opium poppy), 960 nucleotides long. RefSeq names its product ER membrane protein complex subunit 7 homolog. Gene Ontology annotation, molecular function: carbohydrate binding. Gene Ontology annotation, cellular component: EMC complex. Bases 91 to 696 code for a protein of 201 amino acids. NCBI's taxonomy places the organism in Eukaryota, Viridiplantae, Streptophyta, Magnoliopsida, Ranunculales, Papaveraceae. The transcript has 7 exons. The record is from RefSeq and is a predicted model, not a curated record.
UCUGUAAAAAGAAAAACACUCCCACUUUGUGAAACCGAAAAAAAAAAAUAUCACCAGAAAACAGCAACGACUUACAAUCGAGAGUUCCAAAUGAUGAUGGCGAUGAAGAGAUCUAAAUCAAUCAUCUCCGUCCUACUUCUUCUUCUUCUUCAAUUUCUGGCAAUUGCAUCUGGGAAUGGCGAAGGAUACACUAUUGUUGGUCGAGUCAAAGUUGAAGGUAUGGGAGCCAAAGGCUAUGGUAUUCUUGGGAAAUUAUCAAAUGCCAAAGUCAUGCUUAAUGGUGGCCAGAGGACUUCUUUUCUUAGGCCUGAUGGUUAUUUUUCAUUCCACAACGUUCCAGCUGGAACUCAUCUAAUUGAAGUUGCAUCUGUUGGUUUUUUCUUUUCACCGGUACGUGUAGAUGUCAGUGCUAGAAACCCUGGGAAGGUUCAGGCAGCAUUGACAGAAACCAGAAGGGGUCUGACUGAGUUGGUUUUAGAGCCUUUAAAAGAGGAACAUUAUUAUGAGAUAAGGGAACCCUUUAACGUUAUGUCUCUUCUAAAGAGCCCUAUGGGUCUGAUGAUGGGAUUCAUGGUGGUUGUCGUAUUUCUCAUGCCCAAACUGAUGGAGAACAUGGAUCCUGAAGAAUUGAAGAGAGCUCAAGAAUCAGUGGGAAACAAUCCUUCUUUGUCAAGCUUGUUAUCAAGAAGUGGUUGAGAUCUAGACUGACCCUUGUCGUAAUGACCAGAAAAAACAUUGAUUUUUUGAGCAUUUUUUAGUUUCACUCAUUUUUUAUCAUGUAUGCCGCUAGGUCUCAUUUAGCGCUGCUUGUGGCAGUGCUGGGUGGGUGGGAAGGUUAGGGUUAUUAGUUAAUCUAAUUUGUACGUAACUUUUUUUUCUUUUUUUCUGGACAACACCACUGUAAUUUGCUAAGAAAGAAAAAAAUUCGUAUGUGGAGUUGCCUACAUGCAAUGAGAAAAU